Agrilus planipennis (emerald ash borer) is the source of this 768-nucleotide messenger RNA. RefSeq lists its product as uncharacterized. Lineage: Eukaryota; Metazoa; Arthropoda; Insecta; Coleoptera; Buprestidae. The record is from RefSeq and is a predicted model, not a curated record. The transcript is spliced from 3 exons. Bases 76 to 768 code for a protein of 230 amino acids.
UAGAGGGUUUCGUCUUGAUAAAACAAUAAACGGAUAGUAAAAGAAAACACAGCAGUUACACAGCAAAACUUUGAGAUGGUCAAACCAGCUGUUAGCGGCUUCAAAAACCAGAUACCUUCAACUGAAAGAAUAAAUACCGUCGUUGUUUAUCCGAAAGAAGAAAAAAAUAUUUUCAAAAUGACCCCGACUAGGGUGAGAUCUCGAAGCAGCACAAAAUCAUCUCACCGUGGGGGUAGAGAUAGAUCAACUCGCAAACAUAACCACCCACGAUACCGAGAAAGCCGAGAGCCAUCCAUUGCAAGCCGACUGAGUCAGACCCUAGUGACAGGGUUCGAAAGGAUUAUAGAAAGGUACGACGGUCAGAGCAGACGCGGGGAACCCCAAAUCGAUAUCUCCCGGAAUAUUAUUUCAGAUUUUAAACCACUAAUACAUAAUUUAAGUGAUUGGUUGCAUUCUGUAGACGAAUUUGCUAACAUGUACGGAUGGUCUGAUAUGGUUACUAGUUAUUUGGCGUUAAAUAAACUGAAGGGUCCUGUAGAGAUUUGGUACAGAGGGCUACCUACGAGAAUGUUUAGGUGGUUAGAGUGGAAAGAUCUGUUGCGAGGAAAUUUUAGGCAAAAACGCAAUUUGCAUAACUCCCUAAUAGCUAUGAUGAAUUUUCUUCUGGAGGGCAUUUUGGAUUUGACAAGACCCUUGGAAGGGCAUGUGCACGAUAUUAUUGUCAAUUGGAAGGACAUUGAAGGCUGGUAUAGGAAGUACACGAUUUAA